Molecule: messenger RNA, 1662 nt
Organism: Knipowitschia caucasica
Lineage: Eukaryota; Metazoa; Chordata; Actinopteri; Gobiiformes; Gobiidae
Source: the annotation of a GenBank genome assembly
AUGGCCCUGGCUGGAGUGCGAGUGAUUGAGCUGGCUGGUCUGGCCCCGGCGCCAUUUUGUGGUAUGGUCCUGGCGGAUUUCGGGGCCAGCGUGAUCCGGGUCGACCGCACCAAAGCUGGGGUCACGGUGGACACCCAGGGGAGAGGGAAGCGUUCUGUGGCCAUCGACCUGAAGACCCCUGCGGGAGUCGGCCUCCUCAAGAAGCUCUGUGUCCAGUCAGACGUGGUCCUGGAACCGUUUCGGAAAGGAAGCCGUGUGUUCGACUCGUGGAAAAGACCUCCUCCUCCCGUCUACAUGGAGUUCUUUUUCUUCAACGUGACAAAUGUGGAAGAGUUCCUGGCAGGAGCCAAACCUCGGGUCAAACAAGUGGGACCCUACGCUUACAGAGAGUACAGGUACAAGGACAACGUGACCAUGGUGGACGGUGGUACGAAGGUGUCGGCCUACAACACUAAGAGCUUCCAGUUCCUGAGAAACAAGUCUGUGGGAGAUCCAUCUGAAGACAGCAUCACUACAGCCAACAUCCCAGCAUGGGCCGUCAUGAACAAAUUGAAAGGGAAUUUCUGGAAGUCUUCGAUGGUGUCCGUCUGGAUGAACUCCAUCGGCAGCGGCCUCUUCACCACUCGGACCGUGGAUGAACUUCUCUGGGGAUAUGAAGACCCACUGCUGGCUCGUCUGGCUGGAAUGAGCCCCGACGUGGAUAAAAUAUUUGGACUCAUGGUUAACAAAAAUGGAAGUAAUGAUGGAGAGUUUGUGUUCCACACCGGGGAGAAGAACUACCUGGACUAUGGUCGGGUUGUGACCUGGAAAGGAGAAAGCCAGUUGACGUUUUGGAAUACAAACCACAGCAACAGCAUCGUCGGAUCCGAUGGAAGCGCCUUUCACCCGCUGCUCGACAGAAACGAACGCAUCCAUAUCUUCACCCCAGAUCUCUGCAGGUCAAUCUACAUGGAGUUUGAGAAGGACGUGGAGGUCAGAGGGAUCCCCGCGUACCGCUUCACGCCUCCUCGCUCCGUCUUGGCGAGCAAAGAAGAGAAUCCAGACAACGAGGGCUUCUGCAUCAGCCCGGAGGAGUGUCUGGGAACCGGCCUCCUCAGAGUCAGCCCCUGUCGCAAAGGUGCCCCGGUGGUUGCGUCUUUCCCCCAUUUCUACUUAGCCGACGAUAAGUAUGUGAAAGCCAUUGAAGGGUUGUCUCCAGAGAGAAGUCACCACCAAACGUACCUGGACCUGAACCCGACCACUGGAGUGAUUGUUCGAGCCAACAAGAGGGCGCAGGUCAACAUCCUCAUGAACAGGAUUAGUGGAUUUGUAAAAACAAGAACUCUCAAUGAAACAAUCAUUCCUGUGAUGUUUAUCAACGAGAGUGUGGUGAUCGACGAGGCGUCCGCUGCUCGAGUCCAUAAACUUCUCCUGAUCGUUUCUCUGGUGUCUAACUUCCCCCUGAUGAUCGUGGCUCUGGGGGCCAUCAUGCUCGGGGUCUUCAUCCUGCUGCUGGUGCGCGCUCGUAAACAGAAGAGAGGAGCUAAUAUUAUGUUCACCAAGGCUCUGUAUGCUACGUCUGAAGAUGAAACCUCGUACAGUCCGGUCAGUGGGAAAGAGAAGGAAGAUCCUCAAAAUGGCACCUUCAUCGGUUUGACUUCUAAAGCGGAGGCACAAUCCUAA